Naumovozyma castellii is the source of this 966-nucleotide messenger RNA. RefSeq names its product deoxyhypusine monooxygenase (gene LIA1). Lineage: Eukaryota; Fungi; Ascomycota; Saccharomycetes; Saccharomycetales; Saccharomycetaceae. The transcript has a single exon. The record is from RefSeq and is a predicted model, not a curated record. The coding region runs from base 1 to 966 and encodes 321 amino acids.
AUGUCCACUAACUUAGAAAAGCACUACCAAAAAGUUAUCGAUGAAAAUAACUUGGAACAAUUGAGAGAUAUCUUGGUCAGCAAGGACUCUGCCUUAUCCAACAGAUUCAGAGCUCUUUUCAACUUGAAAUGUGUUGCUGAAAAGUUCGCUGUUGACCCAGUGGAUGCUAAUAAGGCCGUCAACUAUAUGGCUGAAACUUUCGGUGAUGACAGUGAAUUGCUAAAGCACGAAGUUGCUUACGUUUUGGGUCAAACCAAGAACAUGGAAUCUACCACCAUCCUAAGACACGUUAUGUUGGAUGCCGCUCAACAACCAAUGGUUAGACAUGAAGCCGCUGAAGCUUUGGGUGCCCUAGGUGCCGAAGUUGCUCUAGAUGAUUUACAAAAGUGUCUUGACAACGAUCCACAUCCAGCUGUUAAGCAAACCGCUGAAUUGGCUAUUGCUAGAAUCCAAUGGGAACACUCCCCAGCUGCUGAAACUGAAAAGUUGCAACAAUCUUUGUACGAAAGUACCGAUCCAGCCCCACCAUUGGCUUUAGAAAAGGAAUACAAUGUUGCUGAAUUGCAAUCUUUGCUAAACAACCAAGAUAAGCCAAUGUUUGAAAGAUACAGAGCUAUGUUCAGAUUGAGAGAUCUUGACACUGAAGAAGCCAUCCACGCCUUGGCUUCUGGUUUCAAUGACCCAUCUGCUUUGUUCAAGCACGAAAUUGCCUACGUCUUUGGUCAAAUGGGUACCCCAUUGGCUGUUCCAGUCUUGACUGAAGUCUUGGGCCGUAUGGAAGAAGCCCCAAUGGUUAGACAUGAAGCUGCUGAAGCUUUAGGUGCCAUUGCUACCCCAGAAGUUGUCCCAGUCUUGAAGAAGUACUUGGAUGAUGAAGUUGAUGUCGUUAGAGAAUCUGCCAUCGUUGCAUUGGACAUGUACGCAUAUGAAAACAGUAACGAAUUUGAAUAUGCUCCAACUGCUUAA